Physella acuta is the source of this 2529-nucleotide messenger RNA. Its product is annotated as general transcription and DNA repair factor IIH helicase subunit XPD. Gene Ontology annotation, molecular function: ATP binding; damaged DNA binding; hydrolase activity, acting on acid anhydrides, in phosphorus-containing anhydrides. The record is from RefSeq and is a predicted model, not a curated record. Lineage: Eukaryota; Metazoa; Mollusca; Gastropoda; Physidae. Gene Ontology annotation, cellular component: nucleus. Gene Ontology annotation, biological process: nucleotide-excision repair; transcription by RNA polymerase II; positive regulation of mitotic recombination.
ACUAAAAGUAAACAAGCACGUUUGCUACUGAAUCUCAUUCAUAACAUUUACAGCUGAAACAUACAACUUAAAAAAAAGAUUUAGCGGACCCUUACAAUUUAAACACGAUCGAAACAAACAAGGCAACUGUAGAUAUUUGCGCCUGCUGUUACCAUCAUGAAGCUCAAUGUGGAUGGUUUACUUGUUUAUUUCCCUUAUGAUUACAUCUAUCCCGAACAGUUCCUGUAUAUGCAGGAACUUAAAAAAGCAUUGGAUGCCAAAGGCCAUUGUGUACUUGAGAUGCCAUCUGGGACAGGUAAAACUGUAUCCCUGCUAUCCUUAAUUAUUGCAUAUAUGAGGGCAAAACCUCUUGAUGUUACUAAAAUGAUAUACUGCUCCAGAACAGUCCCUGAGUUGGAAAAAGUUGUUGAAGAGAUGCGAGGGUUGAUUGACUACUACAUUCAGGAGACAGGAGAAGUUCCCAACUUUGUGGGCCUGGCGCUGAGCUCUCGUAAAAAUAUGUGUAUACACCCUGAGGUCAGUAAAGAAAGAGACGGAAAAGUCGUUGAUGGAAGAUGUCACCAGCUCACAGCUUCAUUUGUUAGAAAUCGUCACAAGAACAACCCGGAUGUACCAGUCUGUGACUUCUAUGAGGAUUUUGAUGCAAAUGGCAGAAAUAUUCCCUUACCACCAGGCAUAUUUGGACUGGAUGAAUUGAGGGAAUACGGCAGACAGCGAGGCUGGUGUCCUUACUUCCUUGCCAGAUAUGCAAUUUCUCAAGCCCAUGUGAUUGUGUACAGCUACUACUACCUCCUAGACCCUAAAAUAGCAGAGCUGGUGUCAAAGGAGUUGCCCAAGUCAUCUGUUGUUGUGUUUGAUGAAGCUCACAACAUUGAUAAUGUCUGUGUGGAGUCAAUGAGUGUGAAGAUUACUAGAAGAACAAUAGAUAAAUGUAACCAAAAUAUAGAGGAUCUCACCAAACAAAUCAAAAGGAUUAAAGAAGUGGAUGAAGCCAGAUUAAAGAAUGAAUAUCAGAGAAUGGUGGAUGGCCUACGUGAGGCCAGCAUUGCCAGGGAAACAGAUACAAUGUUGGCAAAUCCAGUAAUACCUGAUGAGAUACUUCAAGAGGCUAUACCUGGGAAUAUUCGCAAUGCUGAGCACUUUGUUGGUUUCAUGAAGAGAUUUGUUGAGUACUUGAAGAUCAGAUUGAGAGUCCAGCAUGUGGUGUCUGAGAGCCCGCCUUCAUUUCUCAAAGACUGCCAAUCAAAAGUGUGCAUUGAAAGGAAACCACUUAGAUUUUGCUCAGAGCGCCUGGCAUCACUCCUCAGAACAUUGGAACUCGCUGAUAUUAAAGAUUACUCUGCACUUUCUCUUGUAGCAAAUUUUGCCACCAUCAUUAGCACAUACACCAAAGGUUUCUCCCUCAUCAUCGAACCAUUUGAUGACCGAACCCCCACCAUAGCCAACCCUAUCAUGAACUUCAGCUGUCUGGACGCCACCAUUGCUGUCAAGCCCAUCUUUGACAGGUUCCAGACUGUUGUUGUCACCUCAGGGACAUUAUCUCCCCUGGAUAUGUACCCAAAGAUAUUAGACUUCAAGCCUGUGACCAUGGCCACCUUCACAAUGACUUUGGCUAGACCCUGUAUCUGUCCAAUGAUUGUUAGCAAGGGCAAUGAUCAGGUUGCUAUGAGCUCCAAGUUUGAAACAAGGGAGGACAUAGCUGUGACCCGUAACUAUGGCAACCUACUGGUAGAGGUGGUGACUGUUGUGCCUGAUGGGGUGGUCUGUUUUUUUACCAGCUACAUUUAUAUGGAAACUAUUGUGGCUGCAUGGUACGAGCAGGGCAUCAUCGACCAGAUACAGAAACACAAACUUCUAUUUAUAGAAACACAGGACGCGGCUGAGACCUCUCUGGCUUUGCUCAAUUACCAAAAGGCUUGUGAAAACGGCCGUGGCGCCGUCCUGCUUUCAGUGGCCAGGGGCAAGGUGUCUGAAGGCAUUGACUUCGACCAUCACUAUGGGCGAGCCGUCAUUAUGUUUGGUGUCCCAUACGUUUACACGCAGAGCAGAAUUUUGAAGGCCAGGCUGGAAUAUCUGAGGGACCAGUACCAGAUCAGAGAAAAUGAUUUCCUCACGUUUGAUGCCAUGCGGCAUGCGGCUCAGUGUGUGGGGCGAGCCCUGCGAGGCAAGACAGACUACGGCAUUAUGAUCUUUGCUGAUAAGAGGUUCUCAAGGGCAGAUAAGCGUGGUAAAAUUCCCCGCUGGAUACAGGAGCACCUGACAGACAACCUGUGCAACCUGUCCACAGACGAGGCUAUCCAGGUGUCCAAGCGUUUCCUCAGGCAGAUGGCCCAGCCCUUCAGCAGGAAAGACCAGCUGGGCCUCUCCCUGCUGACCCUAGAACAACUCCAGUCUGAGGAGACCCAGAAGAAAAUAGAAUGCAAGAUGCAACACGUCUGACUGCAUUUAUUUAUUUAUUUACUUUCAUGUUACACUUGUUGACCUUUUUUGUACCUUGUAAACAACAGGCUUGUAUAGAAAAAUAUUAAA